Molecule: messenger RNA, 1203 nt
Organism: Arvicanthis niloticus (Nile rat)
Lineage: Eukaryota; Metazoa; Chordata; Mammalia; Rodentia; Muridae
Source: RefSeq, a predicted model, not a curated record
GUGAGGCCAACCCUACCCAACCCCAUACUGGCAGGCUGAGGGCUGGCCAGGGGGACAGGGUGGUCCUGCCUCUGCUUUGGGAAGACACCAUGGCUCUGGGCCCCUACUGUGGCUUCCUACUGCUUCUGACUGUUCCUGGGUGUGGCCAGCCCCAGGUUUCACACGCAGGAAGUCGAAUCGUGGGAGGGCAUGCUGCCUCAGCUGGCACGUGGCCAUGGCAGGCUAGCCUCCGUCUGCAGAAGGUGCAUGUGUGCGGAGGGUCCCUGCUCAGUCCAGAAUGGGUGCUCACAGCAGCUCACUGCUUCUCUGGGUCUGUGAACUCAUCUGAUUACCAGGUGCACUUGGGAGAGCUGAGGAUCACACUGUCUCCCCAUUUCUCCACUGUAAAGCGGAUCAUCAUGUACUCUAGCUCCCCAGGACCACCAGGGUCCAGUGGGGACAUUGCCCUGGUGCAGCUGGCUAGCCCGGUGGCCCUUUCCAGCCAGGUCCAGCCUGUGUGCCUCCCAGAAGCCUCAGCUGACUUCUACCCUGGGAUGCAGUGCUGGGUGACAGGCUGGGGCUAUACACGGGAGGGAGAGCCUCUGAAGCCCCCAUACAACCUUCAGGAGGCCAAAGUCUCUGUGGUGGAUGUAGAGACCUGCAGCCAGGCUUACAACAGCCCCAAUGGCAGCCUCAUUCUGCCAGACAUGCUAUGUGCCCAGGGUCCUGGGGAUGCCUGCCAGGAUGACUCUGGAGGGCCACUAGUCUGCCAGGUGGCUGGGACCUGGCAGCAGGCCGGCGUUGUCAGCUGGGGUGAGGGCUGUGGCCGUCCUGACCGCCCUGGAGUCUAUGCUCGGGUUACUGCCUAUGUAAACUGGAUCCACCACCACGUCCCGGAAGCAGGCGGCUCAGGAAUGCCAGGGCCUUCCUGGGCUCCCCUCCUGGCUGGCCUCUUCUUGCCAAGCCUCUUCCUGCUGCUGGUCUCUGGAGUCCUGGUGGCCAAGCACUGGCUGGGCUCUCCCUCCCACCCAGCCUCAGAGCUCUGACAGAGGUGUCGCAACCCAAGUGUCUUUCUUAAAUAAGUUAGUGUUUAUUCAGCUUUGCUUUGCCCCUCCCCUCCCCUUAGCUUUGACUUAGGAAGCCAAGUUUUCUGCAUCGGAUUAUUGCAACAUUUAACCUGAAUUUGUAGAACGGAUGACAUAAAGCAAAUGGGUGUCAAAUGAA